AUGAAUAGAGAUAAGAGGGAACCUGAGUAUCCCGCAGAACUCGAAUCUCAGUUCGUAAUGAGACUUCCUGAAGAACCUGCCAAGCUGCUAAGAGAAAUUCUCAAAUCUGGUGAAAAUCUGAAAAAUCGUCUUACAAUACAAAUCGAAAAUGAUAUGCGACAGGGUGAAGUACGUUUCGACCAUUGGUUGAUGCAUGCUAAAAUAGUAGACCUUCCUACUAUAAUAGAAUCUAUGAAGACAAUUGACAAUAAAAGUUUUUAUAAAACAGCUGAUAUUUGCCAAAUGAUGAUAUGCAAAGAAGAACCAGACCAACCAUCUAAUGAAGAGGAAUCACCUGUGAAAAAUAAGAAGAAAGAUCCAUACAAAGUUGAUAAAAAGUUUCUAUUUCCUCAUGGCAUUACACCUCCUACAAAAAAUGUCCGUAAACGCCGCUUUAGGAAAACACUAAGAAAAAAGUUUGUGGAAGCACCAGAAAUAGAAAAAGAAGUCAAGCGUUUACUAAGAGCUGAUAAUGAAGCUGUUAGCUUCACAUGGGAAGUAAUAAAAGAAGAGGAUGAGCAACACCCUAAACCUGAUAAGAACAUACCUGUGAAACCUGAUAAAAAGAUUAAAGUUGACAGUAAGAGAGAGACACCAUCAGAAAGAUCAAAUGUUGUUGAUAUAUUUGGAGGGGCUGUAAGCGACAGUGAUUUAGAAGAAGAAAAUUUAAAUGUGGAGAUGGAUGACAGUCAUCUUUCUGCUUAUGAUAGUCGACUUUCUGAUACAAACUCAAUGCAUGGAAUGAUUGGCUUUAACACUAAAAGAGAAUCUCUUCCAAUAGAAUUUAAUUCCGGUAUGUUUCAAUCUCGUAAAAUGUCUGCCAGUCACACAGUUACAAGUGGAACGACAGGACAUUCAAAGAGUGGUGGCUUUUCUUCGGAAGAAGAACUCGACUAUCAGACUCAUGAUAUCCCUAAAGACAACAUGACAUUAAGAAUAGAGCAACUGAGAGCAGAAUUAGAAGAACUGAAACAGAGGAGACAGAAAACUCAGCAUGAAAUUUCUGGUAUGGAAAAUUUGGCCUUGAGACAAAGAUUCCAAGAUAAUUUGCAUACAUUAAAUCAAGACAUAUUGUACAAGGAAAUGGAAUAUCAAGGUUUACUUACACUACAAAAUUCAGAAGACAUUUAA
Messenger RNA from Chilo suppressalis (striped riceborer), 1170 nucleotides. Lineage: Eukaryota; Metazoa; Arthropoda; Insecta; Lepidoptera; Crambidae. The record is from the annotation of a GenBank genome assembly.